This is a messenger RNA of Procambarus clarkii (red swamp crayfish), 2433 nucleotides long. Its product is annotated as glutamine-rich protein 2-like. Lineage: Eukaryota; Metazoa; Arthropoda; Malacostraca; Decapoda; Cambaridae. The record is from RefSeq and is a predicted model, not a curated record.
AUGGACCGGGGCAUUGUGACGCCCGUACUGAUGGACCGGGGCAUUGUGACGCCCGUACUGAUGGACCGGGGCAUUGUGACGCCCGUACUGAUGGACCGGGGCAUUGUGACGCCCGUACUGAUGGACCGGGGCAUUGUGACGCCCGUACUGAUGGACCGGGGCAUUGUGACGCCCGUACUGAUGGACCGGGGCAUUGUGACGCCCGUACUGAUGGACCGGGGCAUUGUGACGCCCGUACUGAUGGACCGGGGCAUUGUGACGCCCGUACUGAUGGACCGGGGCAUUGUGACGCCCGUACUGAUGGACCGGGGCAUUGUGACGCCCGUACUGAUGGACCGGGGCAUUGUGACGCCCGUACUGAUGGACCGGGGCAUUGUGACGCCCGUACUGAUGGACCGGGGCAUUGUGACGCCCACACUGAUGGACCGGGGCAUUGUGACGCCCGUACUGAUGGACCGGGGCAUUGUGACGCCCACACUGAUGGACCGGGGCAUUGUGACGCCCUCACUGAUGGACCGGGCCAUUGUGACGCCCGUACUGAUGGACCGGGGCAUUGUGACGCCCACACUGAUGGACCGGGGUAUUGUGACGCCCUCACUGAUGGACCGGGGCAUUGUGACGCCCGUACUGAUGGACCGGGGCAUUGUGACGCCCACACUGAUGGACCGGGGCAUUGUGACGCCCACACUGAUGGACCGCGCCAUUGUGACGCCCGUACUGAUGGACCGCACCAUUGUGACGCCCACACUGAUGGACCGCGCCAUUGUGACGCCCACACUGAUGGACCGCGCCAUUGUGACGCCCACACUGAUGGACCGGGGCAUUGUGACGCCCGUACUGAUGGACCAUGCCAUUGUGACGCCCGUACUGAUGGACCGGGGCAUUGUGACGCCCACACUGAUGGACCGGGGCAUUGUGACGCCCGUACUGAUGGACCGGGGCAUUGUGACGCCCACACUGAUGGACCGGGGCAUUGUGACGCCCUCACUGAUGGACCGGGCCAUUGUGACGCCCGUACUGAUGGACCGGGGCAUUGUGACGCCCACACUGAUGGACCGGGGCAUUGUGACGCCCUCACUGAUGGACCGGGGCAUUGUGACGCCCGUACUGAUGGACCGGGGCAUUGUGACGCCCACACUGAUGGACCGGGGCAUUGUGACGCCCUCACUGAUGGACCGGGGCAUUGUGACGCCCGUACUGAUGGACCGGGGCAUUGUGACGCCCACACUGAUGGACCGGGGCAUUGUGACGCCCACACUGAUGGACCGCGCCAUUGUGACGCCCGUACUGAUGGACCGCACCAUUGUGACGCCCACACUGAUGGACCGCGCCAUUGUGACGCCCACACUGAUGGACCGCGCCAUUGUGACGCCCACACUGAUGGACCGGGGCAUUGUGACGCCCGUACUGAUGGACCAUGCCAUUGUGACGCCCGUACUGAUGGACCGGGGCAUUGUGACGCCCACACUGAUGGACCGGGGCAUUGUGACGCCCGUACUGAUGGACCGGGGCAUUGUGACGCCCACACUGAUGGACCGGGGCAUUGUGACGCCCUCACUGAUGGACCGGGCCAUUGUGACGCCCGUACUGAUGGACCGGGGCAUUGUGACGCCCACACUGAUGGACCGGGGCAUUGUGACGCCCUCACUGAUGGACCGGGGCAUUGUGACGCCCGUACUGAUGGACCGGGGCAUUGUGACGCCCACACUGAUGGACCGGGGCAUUGUGACGCCCACACUGAUGGACCGCGCCAUUGUGACGCCCGUACUGAUGGACCGCACCAUUGUGACGCCCACACUGAUGGACCGCGCCAUUGUGACGCCCACACUGAUGGACCGCGCCAUUGUGACGCCCACACUGAUGGACCGGGGCAUUGUGACGCCCGUACUGAUGGACCAUGCCAUUGUGACGCCCGUACUGAUGGACCGCGCCAUUGUGACGCCCACACUGAUGGACCGGGCCAUUGUGACGCCCGUACUGAUGGACCGGGGCAUUGUGACGCCCACACUGAUGGACCGGGGCAUUGUGACGCCCGUACUGAUGGACCAUGCCAUUGUGACGCCCGUUCUGAUGGACCGCGCCAUUGUGACGCCCGUUCUGAUGGACCGCACCAUUGGUACGCCCGUACUGAUGGACCGGGGCAUUGUGACGCCCACACUGAUGGACCGGGCCAUUGUGACGCCCGCACUGAUGGACCGGGCCAUUGUGACGCCCACACUGAUGGACCGGGCCAUUGUGACGCCCCCACUGAUGGACCGGGCCAUUGUGACGCCCUCACUGAUGGACCGGGCCAUUGUGACGCCCGUACUGAUGGACCGGGGCAUUGUGACGCCCACACUGAUGGACCGGGCCAUUGUGACGCCCACACUGAUGGACCGGGCCAUUGUGACGCCCCCACUGAUGGACCGGGCCAGGGCUUCCUGCUGGCCCUGA